AUGGCUUUCGUUUCCAACGGAUCUGAGUACGACUUCAUCAUUGUCGGCGGUGGCACCGCUGGCAAUGCAGUCGCCGGUCGCCUUGCUGAGAACCCUGAAGUUCGCAUUCUGGUUGUUGAAGCUGGUAUCCCCAACCCGGACCAGAUUGAACAGAUCACCACCCCAUCGAAGGCUUUUACCCUCCGUGGAAGCAAGUACGACUGGUCCUACAAGACCACCAUGAUCAAGCGCGAUGACUAUGAGCGCGUUGAAAAGCCCAACACCCGUGGAAAGACCCUUGGUGGCAGCUCGUGUGCCAAUUACUUUACCUGGAUUCCGGGUUCAAAGCCCACCUUUGACGACUGGGAGGCCUUUGGCGGCCGUGAUUGGAACUGGGAUUCUUGCGUGGAGUAUCUCCGCAAGUGCGCCACUUACCACGACGAUGAGAAGCUCUACUCUACCGAAUUGAGUAAGAUUGGCUCCGGAGGCCCGGUGCAAAUUUCCCACGCCGACUUGAUCCCCGAGAUGAAGGGAUUCCGUGACGCACUGACUGAGGCCUGGGUUUCCAAGGGCCAGCCGCUGACCGAGGAUAUCUUCUCCGGCGAGAUGAAGGGUUUGACCCACUGCGUCGACACCAUCUACCAGGGUGAGCGCCAGGGCAGCUUCCUCUAUUUGAGAAAUAAGCCCAACGUGACAAUCUUGUACGGAGUUCAAUCGAAAAACCUGAUCAUUGAUCCUACCACUCGCAUCUGCUCAGGGGUCAAUGUCAUCAGCUCCGCCACCGGCCAGGAAAUGAGCGUCUAUGCCAGCCGGGAAGUCAUUUUGUCUCAGGGUGUCUUUGAGACUCCUAAGCUUCUCAUGCUUAGUGGUGUGGGCCCGACAGACGAACUGAAGAAGCACGGGAUCACUCCCAUUGUGGAGUCGCCUCACGUGGGUCAGCAUCUACUUGAUCAUCCAAUUGUGCCUUUUGUCCUUGAGGUCAAAGAAGGGUACAGUCUAGAUGAUCAUGUCCUCCGCUCCGGACCUCUGAAUGAUCAGGCACUGUCCACCUACCAAAAGGACAAGACCGGCCCUGUCAGCUCCGGGUUCCUGGAGCUUGUGGGAUUCCCCCGGAUUGACGAACGCUUAGAGAAGUACCCUGCCUACCGCGAGGCCAAGGCUGCCAACGGUGGACUAGAUCCAUUCGGUCCAGCGGGCCAACCUCACUUUGAGCUGGACUUUGUCGGCUUGUUCAGCACUGCAUUCCAGUGGCAUUACCCCAUGCCUGAGAAGGGCAGCUACAUGACGUGCAUUGUUGAUCUUCUGCGCCCCCUUUCCGAGGGCCAGGUCACUCUGAAUAGCUCGAACGCCCAGGUUCAACCCAACAUCAACCUCAACUUCUUUGGCAAUGACUUGGACAUUCUUGCUAUGCGGGAAGGUGUACGCUGGACAUACGAUGUCCUGACCAAGGGUGCUGGAUUCAAGGAUAUCGUUGUGUCCGAAUACCCCUGGAAGAUGCCUUUGAACUCGGAUGACGAUAUGAACCGAGCCGUUCUGGAUCGCAGCCAGACUGGAUUCCAUCCUUGCGGCACUGCACGUCUCUCCAAGAGCAUCCAUCAGGGUGUUGUGGACUCGAAGCUGCGAGUUCAUGGAGUACGGAACCUGAGAAUUGCAGAUGCUUCCGUCAUUCCUGUCAUUCCUGACUGCCGUAUCCAGAACUCGGUUUACAUGAUCGGUGAAAAGGGAGCGGAUAUUAUCAAAUCCGAGCACAAGGACCUUUACGAGUCAAAGAACAUUCCUUAUCUUGUCCCUAGCAGAUUGUAA
Molecule: messenger RNA, 1782 nt
Organism: Penicillium nucicola
Lineage: Eukaryota; Fungi; Ascomycota; Eurotiomycetes; Eurotiales; Aspergillaceae
Product: GMC family oxidoreductase
Exons: 3
Coding region: 1-1782 (593 amino acids)
Molecular function (GO): flavin adenine dinucleotide binding; oxidoreductase activity, acting on CH-OH group of donors
Source: RefSeq, a predicted model, not a curated record